Messenger RNA from Gastrolobium bilobum, 1880 nucleotides. Its product is annotated as high affinity nitrate transporter 2.7. Gene Ontology annotation, biological process: transmembrane transport. Gene Ontology annotation, molecular function: nitrate transmembrane transporter activity. NCBI's taxonomy places the organism in Eukaryota, Viridiplantae, Streptophyta, Magnoliopsida, Fabales, Fabaceae. The record is from RefSeq and is a predicted model, not a curated record. The transcript has 2 exons. The coding region runs from base 166 to 1554 and encodes 462 amino acids.
AAUAUAUGUUUAUGAGCUUGAAAUCAAACACCACUUCUUCAUGUACGAAAAAAAAAAAAAAACCACUUCUUGUCCCCCGUAACGAUUGAGUGAAGCUCCAUAGUUAGUUCUUGUUUGAAGUCUGAAUAUUCGUACGAACGAACAUCUUUGCAAAAAGAAUCCACCAUGCAACAACCUCACCAUUACUUCUCCGCUGCCAAACCAUCUUUUCCCUUACCCGUCGACGCCGAUCAAAAAGCCACCAAGUUCCAACCAUUCUCGGCGGCGCCACCGCACAUGCGCACCUUCCAUCUAGCAUGGUUCAACCUCUUCUCAUGUUUCUUCUCAACCUUCUCCAUCCCCCCACUCCUCCCCAUAAUCCGCGACGACCUCAACCUAACCCCCGCCGAAAUAGGCGCCGCAGGCUCCGCCGCCUUCGCCGGCUCAAUCGUCUCCCGCCUCCUAAUGGGUCCCACAUGCGACCUCUUGGGCCCACGCAUAGCCUCGGGAACACUCUCUCUCCUAACCGCACCCAUAAUCCUCGCAAUCUCACUAGUUUCAACGCCACAAGCCUUCAUCACAAUCCGUUUUUUAGUGGGGUUCUCACUCGCAAACUUCGUUUCAAACCAGUUCUGGAUGAGCUCAAUGUUCUCCUCCACCGUGGUCGGCAUGGCCAACGGCGUCGCCGCCGGAUGGGCAAACAUGGGUGCCGGCAUGACUCAACUAGUCAUGCCACUUGUCUACUCCCUAAUAAUGUACCUCUUCAAUGUCCCAUCUUCCACUGCUUGGAGAUUAGCGUUCAUAGUUCCCGCAAUUUUUCAAGCAAUAACGGGUAUCUUAGUGUUAGCAUUUGGACAGGACCUACCCUCAGGGAACUAUAACAACGUGGAGAAAGAGAAGGGUAAAAAAGAGAAUGUGUUGAAGGUAGUGUUAGGUGGUUUGGAGAAUUACAGAGCGUGGAUAAUGAGUUUGCUUUAUGGGUUUUCGUUUGGGGUGGAGUUAACAACGGAUAAUAUAAUAGCGCAGUAUUAUUAUGACAGGUUCGGGGUGAAUGUGCAAACGGCUGGGAUAAUUGCGGCGUGUUUUGGGAUGGGGAAUUUGGUUUCGAGGCCAAUGGGUGGUGUUGUUUCGGACAUGAUGGGGAAGAGGUUUGGGAUGAGGGGAAGGUUGUGGGGAUUGUGGGUGGUUCAAACGGUGGCCGGUAUGCUAUGCGUGUUGCUUGGUAGAGUUGACACGUUGUGGGGUUCUAUCCUUGUCAUGUGCUGCUUUUCUCUCUUUGUUGAAGCUGCUUCUGGCCUCAUCUUUGGUGUCGUUCCUUUCGUUUCCAAAAGAUCGCUAGGAGUAAUAUCAGGAAUGACAGGAAGCGGUGGAACGUUAGGGGCUGUUGUGACUCAAUUAUUGUUGUUCUCAGGCUCCAACGUGUCGAAGGAAACAGGCAUAUCCCUAAUGGGCCUAAUGAUGAUAUUUUGUACUCUUCCUGUAACCUUGAUCUACUUCCCUCAAUGGGGUGGCAUGUUUUGUGGCCCUUCCUCCAAUCAUGGUUCCCUCCAAGAACAUUAUAGGUUGCUAGAAUAGCACUUAUUUUGAACAGAACAUACAUGCAAUUCAAUUCCAUUAUACUUCCACCGUAAGAGAGAAAGUUAAUGUUCCCACAUGGCAAAGUGUCGAAGUGAUUACGAUGAAAAACGAUAAGUUAAUAUUGUUGCUGAAUGUAAAACUAAAGAAUAUUUAAUAGAGAGAGAUCGACUCCUUUGUAAACUAUGAUAAAAUUGUGGUUAAGGCGUUUUGUUAAGUUAGUAGUUAGAAAACUAUUUCCUCUAGCUAGUGGCAUAAAAUGCAUCACAUCAGCAUUCAGAAAAUGUGCUCUAGAUGAUGCUGCUACAUCCGAUGCAAAAGAAGUC